Durio zibethinus is the source of this 4529-nucleotide messenger RNA. RefSeq names its product calcium-transporting ATPase 12, plasma membrane-type-like. The record is from RefSeq and is a predicted model, not a curated record. Gene Ontology annotation, cellular component: intracellular membrane-bounded organelle; plasma membrane. Gene Ontology annotation, biological process: calcium ion transmembrane transport. Gene Ontology annotation, molecular function: P-type calcium transporter activity; ATP binding; ATP hydrolysis activity. Lineage: Eukaryota; Viridiplantae; Streptophyta; Magnoliopsida; Malvales; Malvaceae.
UGCUUCACUUUAGUUGAAAGAAGUUCAUUCACAAGAGAAAGUAGUACGGUACUAACUCUCUCCUAAGUCCUAGUAACCUGAAAAACCCUUCAAACAAACCAUGUCUAGCAGUGAUGAUUUUAAACUCUAUGAUUGUGGCACGUUACUCCUCAACGUCACCACCUCCAGCUUCACUAAAGCUCAAAGGCGUUGGCGCAUUGCCUGUGCAGCGAUAUAUUCUGUUCGGGUAAUGGUUUCUCUUGCUAAAGAGAUGAUUUCCAAAAGAGGUAACGAACCAGCCUCUGUGAUCUCGUACUCACAACCUUACGUUGUCCUUGAUAUUGAACCAUCGAGCUCUCAACAUUGGGGUGAAAACAUUUUAACUUCCUCCUUUGCUCCGAAAAUUGAUAAAAAACAGCUCGUAAAUACUGUGAAAGAAAAAGACUUGGUUUCUCUCCGCCAGCUUGGAGGAGUUGAAGGCGUUGCUGCUGCUCUUUGCACAAAUCCAGAAAAUGGAAUCCGGGAUGAUGAUCAAGAGGUUAUAAAAAGGCAAGAGAUGUUCGGUACCAAUACCUACCACAAGCCACCUCCAAAAGGGUUAUUAUACUUCGUCCUGGAUGCUGCCAAAGACACCAUAAUUCUUAUACUCCUGGUAUGUGCUGCUCUUUCUCUUGGUUUUGGUAUCAAAGAACAUGGCGCUGAAGAGGGUUGGUAUGAAGGUGGAAGUAUUUUUGUUGCAGUCUUUCUUGUGAUUGCUGUAUCUGCACUCAGUAACUUCAGACAGGAGACUCAAUUUGACAAGUUAUCAAAAAUAAGUAACAACAUCAAAGUUGAAGUUGUUAGAGGUGGUCGUCGUCAACAAAUAUCUAUAUUUGAUCUUGUUGUUGGAGAUGUCGUCUUCCUGAAGAUAGGAGAUCAAAUUCCAGCAGAUGGGCUCUUCUUGGAUGGAUAUUCACUACAAGUGGACGAAUCAAGCAUGACGGGCGAGAGUGACCACGUGGAAGUAGAUACCACCAGGAACCCAUUCCUUUUUUCUGGUUCAAAGGUGGCAGAUGGAUAUGCUCAAAUGCUUGUAGCAUCCGUGGGAAUGGACACUGCAUGGGGUGAAAUGAUGAGCUCAAUAACCAGUGAUAAAAAUGAAAGAACACCACUGCAAGCUCGACUGGACAAACUAACCUCUUCUAUCGGGAAGAUAGGUCUUGCAGUUGCCUUUCUAGUUCUUGUAGUCUUAUUAAUUCGUUAUUUCACUGGGAAUACAAAAGAUGACAAUGGGAACACGGAGUACAUCGGUACCAAGACCGAUGUAGACAAUAUAUUAAAUGCGGUUGUUCGUAUAGUUGCUGCUGCAGUAACUAUUGUGGUUGUGGCAAUCCCAGAAGGUCUACCACUGGCUGUCACUCUUACACUUGCCUACUCAAUGAAGAGAAUGAUGGCUGAUCAGGCAAUGGUCAGAAAACUUUCAGCCUGUGAAACAAUGGGCUCAGCUACAGUUAUUUGUACUGAUAAAACUGGCACCUUGACACUAAAUCAGAUGCAAGUAACCCAGUUUUGGCUCGGCCAAGAGUCCAUUGAGGAAGAUCUUUCCAACAUCAUUGACCCAGGUGUUCUUGACUUAUUAUACCAAGGAGUUGGUUUGAACACAACUGGUAGCGUUUGCAAACCCGUCUCUGGAUCGCUACCUGAGUUUUCUGGCAGCCCAACCGAAAAGGCAAUUCUCUCGUGGGCUGUCUUACGUUUGGGUAUGGAUAUGGAAAAAUUGAAGCAAAAAUACAGCAUCCUCCAUGUUGAAACCUUCAACUCGGAGAAAAAGCGGAGUGGGGUUUCAGUAAGGAAAAGGGCUGAUGAAACUAUUCACGUACACUGGAAAGGAGCUGCAGAGAUGAUUGUGGCUAUGUGUUCACAAUAUUACGAGAGUAAUGGGAUCAUCACGUCCAUGAAUGAAGACAGAAGGAGCAGAAUCGAAAAGAUAAUCCAAAGCAUGGCGGCUAGCAGCCUACGAUGCAUUGCUUUUGCUCAUAAGCAAGUUUCAGGAGAAGAAAUGGAAUAUGAUGGUGAUAGCGGAAAGACUCAUCAAAGAAUGAACGAAGAGGGUUUAACCUUACUAGGGAUAGUUGGUUUGAAGGAUCCAUGUCGCCAAGAGGUUAAGAAAGCCGUGGAAGCUUGCCAAUCUGCAGGGGUGGGCAUCAAAAUGAUCACUGGAGACAAUCUUUUCACAGCAAAAGCUAUAGCUACAGAGUGCGGAAUUCUAGGACCAGAUUACCGCGAAGAAAGUGGAGAAGUUGUAGAAGGUAUUGAAUUUCGAAACUAUACACCUGAUGAGAGAAUGGAGAAGGUAGACAAGAUCCGAGUGAUGGCAAGGUCCUCUCCGUUUGACAAGCUAUUGAUGGUACAGUGCUUGAAACAGAAAGGUCAUGUUGUCGCGGUCACAGGGGAUGGCACUAAUGACGCUCCUGCAUUAAAAGAAGCCGAUAUUGGACUUUCAAUGGGCAUUCAAGGCACUGAGGUGGCCAAGGAGAGCUCAGACAUUAUCAUCUUGGAUGACAAUUUUAGCUCAGUUGCGACAGUUUUAAGAUGGGGAAGAUGUGUUUACAACAACAUUCAAAAGUUCAUUCAAUUUCAGCUUACCGUCAAUGUUGCAGCUCUUGUAAUUAACUUCAUUGCAGCAGUUUCUGCUGGUGAGGUUCCCUUGACAGCAGUUCAAUUGCUUUGGGUAAACCUCAUCAUGGACACUUUGGGUGCUCUAGCCCUCGCUACAGAUAGGCCAACUAAGGAGCUAAUGCAGAAGCCACCUGUCGGUCGAACUGAGCCCCUCAUUACUAAUAUUAUGUGGAGGAAUCUUUUAGCCCAAGCCCUAUACCAGAUAGCUGUUCUCUUGAUCCUAGAAUUUAGGGGUGAAUCUAUAUUCAAUGUGUCUGAGAGAGUAAAGGAGACACUGAUUUUCAAUACUUUCGUUCUGUGUCAAGUUUUUAAUGAGUUCAAUGCAAGGAAGUUGGAGAAGCAAAAUGUUUUCGAAGGCAUUCUUACAAACAAAUUAUUUCUGGGAAUUGUGGGGAUAACUAUCAUUCUUCAGGUGGUUAUGGUGGAAUUUUUAAAGAAGUUUGCAGAUACAGAGAAGUUGAAACUAUGGCAGUGGGGAGUUUGUAUCGUACUUGCAGCUUUCUCAUGGCCAAUUGCAUGGUUCGUGAAGCUCAUACCUGUUCCAGACAAACCCUUCUUCAGUUACCUCAAGAGGUCAAGAAUCAUAUUCACAAUUGUGAAGCAAGCUAUCUACCACAGGAGACCUUCAUCCUGCAUACUUGGAACUGGAUGUGGAAUAAGGUAAGACUCAGGACGUGGCUAUCAGAAUCACAACAGUGGCAAGCCUAACAAAGAAGGACAACAGAGUGAGAUCGUAAUUCUAGACGUUUUACAUUUUUAAUCUUGUUUCUUCUUGACCCCUUUUCUUGUCUGCACUAUCAAUUUUGUUAAUAAUAAAAUAUCAAGAAAAAGAAAGAUUAGAAAUAGAAAACAGAAGAGAUCACUCCUGAUCGAGCCAAGCAUUCCACAAGUAGCUAAGCAACUUUGGAACAAAAAGAUUUGUUCACUGUGAUAAAGCUCCACAACUUGAAUGGUCUACCAUUUAGCUCAGUGUCGUCACUCUCUUGGUUGCCAAGACAAAACCAGAAGGGAAGAAGGGAUAGGCUCUUCCUGUUUUAACACCUGAUUGUCCUAAAGACACCAGGCAAGCUACUGACUUCUUAUAUAAAAUAUAUGCCUUGGAACCAUUGGGUCCCGGAUUCAAUCUCAACUUAUGUUGUUGACUCUAACUUUACCUUGGAUUUCUCCAGCUACAUGUCGAUUGCUAGUUUAUUCUUCUUUAAAGAUUUAUUCGGUUCACUCCUUUGUAAGAGUUUUGACACAGGAUGAUCUGUGCUAACAUUGUACUUCUAUUCUCAUAAAAAAAGUUCCCCACAUGAGUGUCUUCAAUUAUUCUACUAUCAAGCAUUUGAAAUUUGCAAUCUUGUAUUCAUGUGGUGAAGCUGAGAAGGGAGUAAAACUUUUGUCCCAAUUUUCUGUGCACACAAAGAGGAAAAAGUUUGUACUAGUUCCACUUUAAAACUUGGUGGUUUUUCUUAUUAAGGGACAAAUUAUGGUGCAUAUCUGUUUGAUUGCUAUGUUUUUUUUUUCUAAAAUGAUAGUUCUAUCCUGGAAUAUUGAGCAUCUAUACUAUAUAUCUCUUAGCACUAAGGGAAACAAAAAGCUUCUGUACUUCAAUGGAAAAAAAUAUUGUAAUGGCAAACACUGACACAUGACAUUUCAAAUAUUAGGCAAAGGAAUGUCUAAAGCAGACCAAUUGCCACGGUUUAAAGUCCCCAAAUAAAUACAUAUGGGCAUAGAGCGAUCAUACAGUGAAUUUUCCAUUCUCCAUUGAAAAUCCAUGUCCAAAUGCUUAUGGUCAUUGGAUGAAGGUUAAUAAGGUGGUCCAGCAGCCUAACAACAAGUUCCUUCACAGAAGGUCAUGGUGCUAGAGGGGAAGAGUGUAUUACCAAAAAAAAAAAAAAAAAAAAAAA